Oncorhynchus tshawytscha (Chinook salmon) is the source of this 3359-nucleotide messenger RNA. Its product is annotated as multidrug resistance-associated protein 1. Gene Ontology annotation, cellular component: basolateral plasma membrane. The transcript is spliced from 23 exons. The record is from RefSeq and is a predicted model, not a curated record. Gene Ontology annotation, molecular function: ABC-type xenobiotic transporter activity; ATP binding; ATP hydrolysis activity. The annotation marks the transcript as partial. Lineage: Eukaryota; Metazoa; Chordata; Actinopteri; Salmoniformes; Salmonidae. Gene Ontology annotation, biological process: glutathione transmembrane transport; xenobiotic transport.
GUACCUCACUGACCCCUUAUUCAAAACAUACCAGGUAGCUCAGAUGAAGAGUAAAGACAACCGCAUCAAGCUGAUGAAUGAAGUUCUCAACGGCAUCAAGGUGUUGAAGCUGUAUGCGUGGGAGCUGGCCUUCAAAGACAAGGUGUCAGCCAUCAGAGAGAGCGAGCUCCGUGUCCUCAAGAAGGCUGCUUACCUGGGGGCCAUAUCCACCUUCACCUGGGUCUGUGCUCCCUUUCUGGUGGCGCUGUCUACGUUCACAGUGUAUGUGAUGAUAGAUGAGAGGAACGUGCUGGAUGCUCAGAAGGCAUUUGUGUCUCUGGCUCUGUUCAACAUCCUGCGUUUCCCCCUCAACAUGCUGCCUAUGGUCAUCAGCAGCAUGGUCCAGGCCAGUGUUUCUAUGAAACGUCUGUGUGUGUUUCUGUCUCAUGAGGAGCUGCAGGAGGACAGUGUGGAGCGCAUGGCUGUAGCAGGCUGCUCAGACAGUAUCUCCAUUGAGGACGGGGUGUUCAGCUGGUGUAGAAACGAUGCCCCCACUCUGAAGAGGUUAAGUGUAUGUAUCCCAGAUGGGUCUCUGGUAGCUGUGGUGGGACACGUUGGCUCAGGGAAAUCCUCUCUGCUCUCUGCUCUGCUGGGGGAGAUGGAGAAACUAGAGGGAUCUGUCUCUGUCAAGGGCUCUGUGGCCUAUGUACCUCAGCAGGCGUGGAUCCAGAAUGCCACCCUGAAAGACAACAUAGUGUUUGGUCAGGAGAGGAAGGAGAGCUGGUACCACAGAGUGGUGGAGGCCUGCGCCCUGCUGCCAGACCUGGAGAUCCUGCCUGCUGGAGACGGCACUGAGAUCGGGGAGAAGGGUGUGAACCUGUCAGGUGGUCAGAAGCAGAGGGUCAGUCUGGCCAGGGCAGUCUACUGCGACUGUGCUGUCUAUCUAUUGGACGAUCCUCUGUCGGCGGUCGACGCCCACGUGGGCAAACACAUCUUCGAGAAGGUUGUCGGGCCUCAGGGAGUCCUCAAGGACAGGACUCGUGUCCUGGUGACCCACGGUCUGAGCUUCCUGCCCCAGGCAGAUCUGAUCCUGGUGAUGGUGGAGGGAGAGAUCACUGAGAGGGGCUCCUACCUGGAGCUGAUGGCACGGGACGGGGCCUUCGCUGAGUUCCUCAGGACUUACGCCAACAAAGAGCAGGAAGAUGACGAAUCAGACUCUGCACCAAAGAGAGGACUGGAGAAUGGACUUCCUGCUGCUGUGAUUGGUCAGAACCAUUCCAGUACAUCAGCAGUGAGGACAGAAGGAGAGGUCCUGGGGAAGAAGGCCAAGAACGCUGAGGUGGGGAGAAUCACAGAGGCUGACAAGGCCAACACCGGGCGGGUAAGAGGCUGUGUGUGUGAGAUCUUAAAUGACUCCCUAUUAACAGUCAAUGUAGUAUACCAGAGCCUCAGAGCAACUGUCCAUCUCUUACAUUUCUGUGGACUCCCCAGUAACGGAACCCAGCCCAGCAGAGAGAUGAGACUGGGGGUGUACGGAGCUCUGGGGGCCUCACAGGGCAUAGCUGUGUUCUGCUACUCCAUCUCUGUCUCUAUCGGUGGUAUAUUAGCAUCACGCUACCUCCACCAGUCCAUGCUGUACAACGUACUGCGCUCCCCCAUGUCCUUCUUCGAGCGCACCCCCAGUGGUAACCUGGUGAACCGUUUUUCCAAGGAGACAGACACCAUUGACUCUAUCAUCCCAAGUAUCAUUAAGAUGUUCAUGGGCUCCAUGUUCAACGUAGUAGGAUCCUGUGUGGUCAUACUGAUCGCUACUCCACUAGUGGCUAUUAUCAUACCUCCUCUGGGGAUACUCUACUUCUUUGUCCAGCGUUUCUACGUGGCGUCGUCUCGUCAGUUGAAGCGUCUGGAGUCGGUCAGUCGCUCCCCGGUCUACACACACUUCAACGAGACGUUGCUAGGCGCCAGCGUCAUCCGAGCCUUUGGGGAGCAGGAACGCUUCAUCAGGGAGAGUGACGGUCGAGUUGACCACAACCAGAAAGCAUACUACCCCAGCAUCGUAGCCAACCGGUGGCUGGCGGUGCGUCUGGAGUUUGUAGGGAACUGUAUCGUAAUGUUUGCUGCUCUGUUUGCUGUGAUGGCUAGAGAGAGCCUCAGCCCUGGGAUCAUGGGCCUGUCCAUUUCAUACGCACUACAGCUGACGGCCUCUCUGACCUGGCUAGUGAGGAUGUCUUCAGAUCUGGAAACCAACAUUGUGGCCGUGGAGAGAGUCAAGGAGUACGAAGACACAGAGAAAGAGGCGGACUGGAGACAUGACCAAUCGUCUCUGCCUCCAGGCUGGCCCACAGCAGGCAACAUAGACAUCAGAGGGUUUGGUCUGCGAUACAGAGAGGACCAGGAACUGGCAGUACGCAACAUCACCGUAGCCAUCCACGGAGGAGAGAAGGUGGGUAUCGUUGGUCGUACAGGAGCAGGGAAGUCCUCUCUGACUCUAGGAUUGUUCCGCAUCAUCGAGGCGUGUGAGGGAGAGAUUCAUAUCGAUGGAGUUAACAUCGCUACGCUGGGUCUCCAUGAACUCCGCUCCAGGAUCACCAUCAUACCACAGGAUCCAGUGUUGUUCUCUGGGUCUCUGAGGAUGAAUCUGGACCCCUUCGAUGGCUACUCUGAUGAGGAGGUGUGGAGAGCCCUGGAGCUCUCCCAUCUCAAGAGCUUUGUGUCGGGCCUGCCGGACAAACUCAACCACGAGUGUUCAGAGGGAGGAGAGAACCUCAGUCUGGGUCAGCGCCAGCUGGUGUGUCUGGCCCGAGCCCUCCUGAGGAAGACGAAGAUCUUGGUUCUGGAUGAGGCCACAGCUGCUGUGGACCUGGAGACUGACAACCUGAUCCAGUCCACCAUCAGAACCCAGUUUGAUGACUGCACUGUCCUGACCAUCGCACACAGACUCAAUACUAUCAUGGACUACACCAGAGUGCUGGUCCUGGAUAAAGGGGAGAUGGCAGAGUUUGACUCUCCCUCCACUCUCAUCACCAAGAGAGGAAUCUUCUACAAGAUGGCUAAAGACUCUGGACUGGUCUGAGUGGGCGAACGGGAGAGGACAGGUUGCUUAAAGACAACAUCCCUCCUUACAGAGAACUCCUCCUCCAACCCCCUUUCCUCUCCUCCGACCGGGAGGCUGUGCAGGGAAGAGGUAGCAGAGAGAGAGAGGAGAAUUCUAAGGAUAUCAAUGUUUCUGAUAAGUGUGUAUAAAUUAUGGGAGCACUCUACCUCCACUCCUUCCUCCCUCUACUUCUCCCUCCAUCCAUCCCUCCCUCUACUUCUCCCUCCAUCCAUCCAUCCCUCCCUCUACUUCUCCAUCCAUCCCUCCCUCUACUUCUCCAUCCAUC